Neurospora hispaniola is the source of this 1802-nucleotide messenger RNA. RefSeq names its product cyclin-like protein. Gene Ontology annotation, cellular component: transcription factor TFIIK complex; nucleus. Gene Ontology annotation, biological process: regulation of cyclin-dependent protein serine/threonine kinase activity; regulation of transcription by RNA polymerase II. The transcript has 3 exons. Bases 333 to 1616 code for a protein of 427 amino acids. Lineage: Eukaryota; Fungi; Ascomycota; Sordariomycetes; Sordariales; Sordariaceae. Gene Ontology annotation, molecular function: cyclin-dependent protein serine/threonine kinase regulator activity. The record is from RefSeq and is a predicted model, not a curated record.
GGGUCGGCCGGGUCCCACUCCCGUCAUCGUCUUGCCCUUCCAUCCCUCGAACUUCCAACACAUCACCUUCAUUCUUGUCGCUGGAAACUGGAGAUAUUCUGAGCUCAAAGACACCCCAUUUCUUGACACCAUUUCGUCAACCCCCUAGGAAAAAAAUAUCUCUACGGAAUCCGUAAACUGCCACCCGCCAAGCAGCACUUGCACGCCGCUCCUUGCUAUCUGCCCUCCCAAGGCGGUCCUACGACAUCCAGCUAAGCCACGACAACUUCGAACCUCGAUUGUCGAUACUCUUUGUGAAAUAAACUUCCGUGGGAGCUUACAAGCCGCCCAGCAUGGCGUCCGAAGACGCGCGAUACCGCGAAACCUCGCAGUUCCAAGCAUGGUCCUUCUCGCCCGCCCAGCUUGCUGCCAUGCGCGAGAAGACCAACGCCAUCGCCCGUCAAAGAAUAGCCGAGCGCAUGCUAGCAUCAGCCUCGAAUCCGCCGACUUCGAAUAACACAUCCCAUGCGAACACGCCAGACCCGUCUGGACAUGGGACUCCCAACCCCACCGAGAACAGCACACCGACCUUACCCGACUUCCUCAAACCUGAAGAAGAGGCCUUACUUGUGUCCUUUUACGUAUCCGAAUUAUUGCGCGCGGCGGACCAUCUUGGAGUUCCAGACGAAGUCAGGGCGACAGCAACGGUCUUUUUCAGGAGGUUCUUCCUGACGAAUAGCAUCAUGACGUACCCACCACAGGAGAUGAUACUCGUGGCGUUGUUUGUGGGAAGUAAGGCGGAGGGAAGGUUUCCUCGGAUUAUUGAGUUUCAGCAAAAGUUCAAUACGAAGCAGGAUAUCCUCGCUGGCGAGUUUUUGCUUUGCCAGGGCAACAGGUUCAACUUUGAGGUCAGACACCCGUUUAGGGCGUUGAUGGGAGCGACGAUGGAGUUGAGGAGUUACGGGGACAUCGACGAACAACGCAUCAUAGCAGCCGAAAAGCGUGCUCACGAGAUCCUGCUCUUCAGUCCUCUCAUGACCGAUGCCUACUUUCACUACACACCAUCGCAGAUCAUGUUCGCAGCACUAUCCCUUGCCGAUCGCGGACUGGCUGAGCGCCUGAUUCAGGAGACUUUCCACUUUGUCCCGCCCACUACCAACAACGAUAACACCCCUGCCGUGACACCACUACCUGGUUUGGAGAAUCCGGGGAUAGGCCGAAAGGAGGGUGGGAGCAAGGGGAUAACGACCAACGAUGAGCGCGCAGCCAUAGUCGGCCCAGGGAUCCGAGAUAAGGUUAUGGGCACUAUCGAGGCAUGCAGGAACAUGCUGUCCACCGAACUGCCGGAGAGGAAGUCGCAUUGGACUAGUGAAUCAAUCUUCAAAUCCCAAAUCCGGCCCGUCCGCAAGAAGUUGACCAAGUGUCGCGACCCCGAUCGCUGGAAUUUGUCUGAGCUCCAGCGCCAACGCCGAGAGGCAGGAGUCAGACGUGCCGAUUCAGAGGAGCGCCCUGCAGCCAGCAACGGGGCCAAGGAUGCUGCUAUCUUUGGCGGCGAUCUGUCAGCCGAUGCGCCGGAGAAGAAGAGGAGGAAGGUUGAUGGGAAUGGGCUGGAAGAUCCUUUUGGCGGCCCUCUUUGAGGACGGGGUUUGACGAAACCACCUAGCGGUAGCUAGGUGUGAGAAUACACCUACAUGGUCGGCUACAUGAUUCUUUGGACUUGCAUAUACCGAUAGAGACUCGGUUCAGAUCGGUUGGCGUUGUUUUUGUGGCUUUUUGGGGGUACGUAUAGACAGUACAUGAAGCGAUUCACAUAUUCCUAACCC